AUGUGUCUGUUCAUGGCGUCGAAUUUAGCCGGCUUGGCGCGGAACCUUACGACCGCACACUUUUACAAGUUUCGCGAAGUCGCAAAAGUGUUCACCCCGACGGAGAUGCCACUGGUGACGCGCAAAGCUGUUUUUCCGAAGGAGUUCUACAGUGCGUUGACCGAGACGCACGAGAGCGAUGUCGAUUACGAAUAUGCGGCCCUGGUAUGCAAUCGCUUCUACAAUGUACGCGCAAAAUCUUACGCGUAUGACAUCGAGAACGCAACCACCAUACGAGCAAAGGGGAUUAGAGGCCCCAUGAUAAGAAAUCACCUAACGUUCGACGACAACAAGCGAUGUUUGUUUGCCGUCGACGACGAUGAUGAUGACACGUAUAGAGACAACGUGUCGAUCCGAUCAUUUAAGCAUCAAGUCAAAAUAAUCAAAACAAUGAAAUUAACGUUUAACAGAUCGGAUGAUAAACGUCAAUUUGUAAUAUCAAAUAUCAAAGACAACAUUAAAACAGUAACAGGACUUAAGUCAUUGGACACUCCUAAACAA
This is a messenger RNA of Rhopalosiphum maidis (corn leaf aphid), 540 nucleotides long. RefSeq lists its product as uncharacterized. NCBI's taxonomy places the organism in Eukaryota, Metazoa, Arthropoda, Insecta, Hemiptera, Aphididae. The annotation marks the transcript as partial. The record is from RefSeq and is a predicted model, not a curated record. The transcript is spliced from 3 exons.